GAGACUUGGAGGUGAUACUCUGCGACUGCGAGAAGAAGAAGAGGGACCGCGAGCGCCGGCAACAAAUCACGACUUCACGAGGACAACCAGCCGCUCCUCCUCUUCAUCAUCAUGGCUCUAGAUGGAUGUGGCCUCUUCUGCAAAUACACCCUCUUCAUUUUAAACCUCUUCUUUGCGGGGGUGGGGUUCGCCUUCUUGGGCAUCGGCCUGUGGCUGAGGUUCAGCGAUGGCACUAGAGGCAUCUUCGAGAUAGAGGCCCUGGACUCCAGUGACUUUGUGACAGCGGUGACCAUCCUGAUCGCUCUGGGCGCGGUGAUGCUGGUCGUGGUGGUGUUCGGGGACUACGGGGCCUGCAAUGAGAAAAGAUGUGCUCUGCAAGUGUUCUGCAUCCUCGUGGCCAUUCUGGCGGUGGCUGACGUUGCUGUCGGCGUGGUUGGUUCAAACAAUGAGGAUUCGAUUGGCGCGCACAUCGUGGAGUUCUACGCCAGCAUGUACGCUCUGUAUGUGAAGGGCGGAGACCCGGUCAUUGGUGUCACCCUCCGGUUCAUCCACAAUCUGCUUCACUGCUGUGGCGUGACCGGGUUCAAGCCGUUUGAGUUGGUUAGCGACACCUGUCCUCCAGCAGAGAGUUCCUUUGAGAAAUUCAAGAUGCCUGGUUGUCCUGCGAUCAUCCUCCGCGUCUUUGACAGUAAAGCAGAGCUGAUGUUGGGCAUCUUCAUUGGCACUGGCGCUCUCUUGGUCACGGCCCUGGUCUGCACCGUCAUCCUCCUGAAACAGACCAAGAGAGACCAGCAGGCGGUCACCGCGUACUACACCACCGUGUACUAACGGGAGGUUCAGCCGGUGACCCCCGCUGGACUCACCCUGCAGAAUAAGUGAACAAAUUUGUCUCUGAACGACAGAUCACACGAGUUACAUCCUAAAUCAGGGGGCAAGUGACUUUUUCUUUAUUUGCUCCGUCCCGAUGCGCGCAGACACGGCGGCAUCGGAGCUCUGCGGCGCGCGAGACGGCGAGCCGAGGAAGUGUUAACGCGACACGUAGAGACAGAAGUGACAUGCUGUUGUGUAGACACGAUCAACAACAGACGUUUAGUUUAAUAAAAGAACAAAGACAUCUUUAAGAAAGGGGACCUUAAAUUACUUCUGCUGUAAUUUGGCGCGAUAGAGAAAAUUACAGGGUGGCGGGCGGAGAUUUCAGGGGGGCGGGCCACAUUUUUUUACUGUCAUGCGAUCUACCAAUACUACGCCGCGAUCGCCUGGUAGAUCGCGAUCGACGUAUUGAGCACCCCUGCUCUCGGUGUAUUGUCACGACUGUUUUAUACGGUGCCUUAGUUUCGCAAAAAUUGCAUUCCGCUAUAUUUCUUCCAGUUAGUGCCGUGGUUCCCAAACUGUGGUACUUUACUCCCUUGCGUUCCUGCCAAAAGCCUUUCGGACCAAAUAGAAGUAUAUUAAGGAAAGACGGGUGACAUGUGAAGUGUGUAUUGCUCGUUUUAUCUUCUACUGUAGUACUAUUGCAUUGCACUAUAUUACUGUUUAAUAAAGAUGCCAUUGAGGGCGUUUCAAGAUUCAA
Messenger RNA from Pseudoliparis swirei, 1570 nucleotides. RefSeq names its product CD9 antigen-like. The coding region runs from base 112 to 828 and encodes 238 amino acids. The transcript is spliced from 9 exons. The record is from RefSeq and is a predicted model, not a curated record. NCBI's taxonomy places the organism in Eukaryota, Metazoa, Chordata, Actinopteri, Perciformes, Liparidae. Gene Ontology annotation, cellular component: membrane.